AUGGGGAGCCCCAACCGGCCCCGUGUCCCCGCCGUGGUCACCCAGCUGGGGCUGCUGCUCUGGAAGAACUUCACAUACCGCUGGAGGCGGCGGAGCCAGCUGGCCAUCGAGAUCCUGUGGCCCCUCUUCCUCUUCCUCAUCCUCAUCUCGGUGCGGAGGUCCCGCCCACCCUUCAAGCAGGAUCAGUGCCAUUUCCUCAACAAGGCUCUGCCCUCAGCCGGGCUUGUGCCCUGGUUCCAGGGUUUUGUCUGCAACAUGAGGAACCCCUGCUUUCCACACCCCACGGAGGGAGAGACCCCUGGCCUGGUGAACAACUUCAACAGCUCCCUGCUCUCCAAUCUGCUGUCCGAAACCCAUGACUUUUUGCACAGAAACGAUGGGCUGCAGCUCCUGCAAAGCUUCAAUCGUGCUCAGCCCAUCCUGAUACAGCUCUGGGAGGGCUCAGGGGACGUGGCCAAGGUGCCGUUGGACUUACACAUGCCAAAAAGGGAGAAGGUCUUGAAGUUCCUAGAGAACAAAGUUUCUCUGUCACGGGUGGUGGCAGAAAUCCUGCUGAAGUCUUCAGUCAACCUCCGCAUCCUCGAGAUGAAGGGGCCCACGCUGAAGAGCUUGUUCUGCAACAUUUCCAACCUGAUGCGGGGGGGCGAUCAGGCUCUCAGGGAUGAAAUACAGACAAACCUCUGUAACAUGUCCUACCGCCAGCUCAACGCCAUGGUGCACAUCUUCCUCACCGAGACCAACAUCCCCGGCCUCCUGGCGGACCGGAUGAACUCAAAGGAGCACUUGAUGAAACCCUUGGCCAGAUUCCUGCAGGACUCAGCAUUCAUGUUGGAGGAGAUCUUAUCCAUGUACAGCAAGUUUAAACGGGAGGAGUACGCCCGGGCUCUGAGGUCCCCUGGGGCCAGCACCUUGGAUGCCCUGCAGCUCAUCAUCUGUGGGAGAGCUGGGGGCACGGGGCCGCCUGCCCCCUCCCUCAACUGGUACCAGUACAGUGACAUCAAAGCUCUCCUGAAAAGCAGCAGCAAGAGGCAGAGACCCAGGAAUCGGGAUGAGGCCAGCAGUCCCUUCUGCAGAGAGCUGUUCCAGAAGCUGGAGUCCAGCCCGUUCUCCAGCAUCAUCUGGCAGGCGGUCAAACCCAUCAUCUUUGGGAAGAUCCUGUACACCCCCCCCGGCCCUGGCCCUGACAGCAUCAUGGCCGAGGUGAACCGGACCUUCCAGAGGCUGAUGGCACUGGAAGAGGUGGGAGACAACUGGAAGUCCCUGGGACCCAGCACCUUCUCCUUCUUCAGUGACAGCCUGGAGAUGAAGAUCCUAAGGAACCUGCUGUUGUCCCCGCGCACGGCACAACUCCUGUCCAAGUUCUUCAGCAGCAGCUCCGUGAAUCUGCCCGCGCUGGCCAGGUUCCUGGGGGUGCCGGCGAAGGCCUCAGGAAUCACCUGGAAGGAGGUGUUCACCGAUGUUAAUGCCAUCCUGAGCACCCUUCCAGAGUUCUUGAGGUGUGCCCGCCUCAACAAGAUCGAGGCGGUGGCCACCGAGAAGCAGCUGGUGGCCCGGGCCAUGGAGCUGCUGGAGAUGCAGCAGUUUUGGGCAGCUGUGGUCUUCCAGCCCCCCAUCAAUGCCACGGCCCCCAAGUUGCCCCCCCAUGUCCACUACAAGAUCCGCAUGAACAUCGACAGCGUCAUGAGGACUGAUGAAAUCAGGGACAGGUUUUGGAAGCCAAGCCCCAGUGCUGACCCCUUUGGUGACAUGCGCUACGUCUGGGGUGGCUUUGCCUACCUGCAGGACCUGGUGGAGCAGGCGGUGGUGCGGGUGCAGACCGGGACUCGCCCGCAGAUCGGGGUCUACCUGCAGCAAAUGCCUCACCCCUGCUAUGUGGAUGACAUGUUCCUCCAUCGGCUGAGCCGCUCGCUGCCCCUCUUCAUGAUGCUGGCCUGGAUCUACUCGGUGGCCAUGAUCAUCAAGGGGGUGGUGCACGAGAAGGAGACACGUGUCAAGGAGACAAUGAAGACCAUGGGGCUGAGCAACGGGAUCCUCUGGCUCAGCUGGUUCCUCAGCAGCUUUAUCCUUUUCCUCCUCAGCUCUGCCUUCCUUGUCUUCAUCCUCAAGGUGGGAAACAUCCUGCCCUACAGUAACCCAGCCACCAUCUACCUCUUCAUCAACACCUUCUUGGUGGCCACCAUCAGCCAGUGCUUCCUCAUCAGCACCUUCUUCUUCUGCUCCAACCUGGCCGCAGCUUGUGGUGGCAUCAUCUACUUCUCCCUCUACCUGCCCUACGUGCUGUGUGCUGCCUGGCAGGACUACGUCACCUUCCCAGUGCGCAUCCUUGUGAGCCUGAUGUCACCGGUGGCCUUCAGCUUCGGCUGUCAGUACUUCUCCCUCUACGAGGAUCAGGGGGUGGGCAGCCAGUGGCACAACAUGGGCAGCAGCCCCCUGCCCGGAGACCGCUACAGCCCUGCCACAGCCAUGGGGCUGCUGCUGCUGGAUGCUGCUCUCUAUGGCCUGGCCACCUGGUACAUCGAGGGCAUCUUCCCAGGUCAGUAUGGGAUCCCCAAACCCUGGAAUUUCCCCUUCCUGAAGAGCUAUUGGGUUGGAGAGCCAGAUGAGAAGCCCCCACUCCACACCAUCCCCCUCACUGCUCCUCGAGCACUUGUGGAGAAGCCCCCUGCCCAUCUCCAGCCCAGCGUCUCCAUCCGCAACCUGGUGAAGGUUUACCCGGGCAGCAGCCAUGUGACUGUCAACAGGCUGAGCCUGGACUUCUAUGAGGGGCAGAUCACCUCCUUCCUGGGCCACAAUGGGGCUGGCAAGACCACCACCAUAUCCAUCCUGACGGGCCUCCUGCCCCCCACCUCGGGCACUGCCCACAUCCUGGGCCGGGACAUCCGCUCCGAGAUGGAGAGCAUCCGCAAGACCAUGGGGGUCUGUCCCCAGCACAACGUGCUCUUCGACAUUCUGACAGUGGAGGAGCACGUCUGGUUCUACGGGCGGCUGAAGGGGCUCUCGGAGGAGCAGGUGAAGGCGGAGAUGAAGCAGCUGAUCCAGGACACGGGGCUGCUCCACAAGUGCCGGGAGCCCACCAAGAACCUCUCGGCUGGGAUGCAGCGGAGGCUCUCGGUGGCCAUCGCCUUCGUGGGGGGCUCCCGGGUGAUCAUCCUGGAUGAGCCCACAGCCGGGGUCGACCCCUACUCACGCCGCAGGAUCUGGGAGCUGCUGCUCAAGUACCGCAGAGGCCGCACCAUCAUCCUCUCCACCCACUACAUGGAUGAGGCGGAGCUGCUGGGGAACCGCACGGCCAUCAUCUCCCAGGGACGGCUCUGCUGCUGUGGGACCCCCCUCUUCCUCAAGGCCAAGCUUGGCACGGGCUACCACCUCACCCUGGUGAUGCGCAAGCCGGGCAGGAUGGGUGGCAGCACCAGGAUCACCAGAAAGGACUGGAUCAACUUGGACAAGAGCAGAGACCUGGAGCCAGGCAUCGAGGCCAGCACCCCUGAUGUGGCCCAGGUAUUGGCACUGGUCCAGGAACUGGUCCCUGGCUCCCGGCUGGUGGAGGACAUCGGGCACGAGUUGCUCUUCAUCCUGCCCUACAGCGGGGCCAGGGAUGGGGCAUUUGUCAGACUCUUCCGCAGGCUGGAAGCUGGCAAGGACCCGCUGGGUAUCUCCACCUACAGCAUCUCUGACACCACCCUGGAGGAGGUCUUCCUGAAGGUGACCCAGAACACAGAGCUGGGUGCUGGCACUGCAGAUACCAAGAGAGAAGCAGCAGCCCCCAGCAAGGAGAAGGAUGUGGAAGCAGAGGAAAUAAAGCUGGUGGAGGAGCCCCCGGCCCCGGCCCCGCGGGGGGACUGGGGGCUGCAGCAGCCGUGGGGAAAGGUGAGGGGGGGAGCUCUCCACUGGCAGCAGCUCCGGGCGCUCUUCAUCAAGAGGAUGCUGCACGCCCGGCGCAGCACCCGCGGCUUCUUCGCGCAGAUCAUUCUGCCUGUUGUCUUCGUCUGCUUCGCCCUGUUGUUCAGCCUCAUCAUACCCCCCUUCCAGAAGUACCCACCCCUGCUGCUCCAGCCCGGGAUGUAUGGGAAGCAGUUCACCUUCUUCAGCAACGACCUCCUGGGGAACAACGACAUGGAGCAGCUCCUGGACGCGCUCCUGGACGAGCCAGGAUUUGGCACCAUGUGCAUGAAGGAUGCUGGGAUGGGGAAGAGGCCGUGCCCCCCAGCUUCCCAUCCUGAUGGCUUCGUGGUCCCCUCGGUCCCCCCGGCCCUGCUGGCAGCUUUGCAGACACACAGAUGGACACCAGCUAACCCGUCCCCCCCCUGCCGGUGCAGUGAGCUCUGGACUCAAUGGGUGUUGCCCACCUGCCCCGAGGGGGCUGGGGGGUUCCCACCGCCCCAGAUGGAAAGGGGCACGGGUGACAUCCUGCUGAACCUGACAGGCAGGAACAUCUCUGACUACCUGGUGAAGACCUACCCCCAGAUCAUCCGUGAGGAACGGAAGGAGAAGACGUGGGUGAGCGAGCAGAGGUAUGGGGGCUUCUCUCUGGGCUCCAGAAGCAGCCAGGACAUCCUGGUGCAGGAAGAGGUUGACAAAAUGGUGCUGGAGAUCCGGGACAUUUUCAACAUCACUCCGGGCAGCCACUCAGAAAAGCUCCUGCUCAACUUCAGCCACUUUGUCCUGGACUCAGCAGCUCAAAACACCAUUAAGGUCUGGUUCAACAACAAGGGCUGGCACUCCAUGGUCUCCUUCAUCAACGUGGCCCACAAUGGGCUGCUGCGAGGCUGGCUGCCCCCCGGCACUGACCCCACACUCUACGGCAUCACUGUCACCAACCACCCCCUCGACCUCAACAAGCAGCAGCUCUCAGAGCACUCCCUGUUGCCCACCCGAGUGGAUCUGCUGGUCUCCAUCUGCGUGAUGUUUGCCAUGUCCUUCAUCCCAGCCAGCUUUGUGCUCUUCCUCAUCGAGGAGAGGGUCAGCAAGGCCAAGCACCUGCAGUUUGUCAGUGGGAUGAAGCCCACCACGUACUGGUUGGGCAACUUCGCCUGGGACAUGUGCAACUACCUGGUCCCUGCUCUGCUGGUCAUCCUCAUCUUCCUCUGCUUCCAGCAGCAGUCCUACGUGUCCUCAGCCAACCUGCCCGCCCUGGUGCUGCUGCUGCUGCUCUACGGGUGGUCCAUUACCCCCCUGAUGUACCCAGCCUCCUUCUUCUUCAGCACCCCCAGUACUGCCUACGUGGCCCUGACCUGCAUCAACCUCUUCAUCGGCAUCAACAGCAGCAUUGCCACCUUCAUGCUGGAUCUCUCCUUAGACCAUAAACUCCAUGACAUCAACAGAAUCCUGAAGAAACUUUUCCUCAUCUUCCCACACUUCUGCCUGGCUCGAGGCCUCAUGGACAUGGCAAGGAACCAGGCGAUGGCUGAUGCCUUCAAGAGGUUUGGGAACAAAGGCUUCGUGUCCCCCCUGUCCUGGAAUCUGGCAGGAGCAAACAUGUUUGCCAUGGCCAUUGAGGGCAUCAUCUUCUUUCUCUUCACCCUCUUGCUGCAGUACCGCUUCUCCCCGCGGCCCAAGUCACAGACUCUGCGGCUUCCCCGGCUGUGGAAGGAGGACAGGGAUGUGGCCAGGGAGCGGGCAAGGGUGCAGAGCAUGGCCCCGCAGAGCUCCCUCCUGCUGCUGAAGGACCUGACCAAGGUGUACCGGCACAGGAAGGUUCCGGCGGUGGAGCGGCUCUGCUUGGCCAUCCCCCCCGGGGAGUGCUUCGGUCUCCUGGGAGUGAACGGCGCGGGGAAGACCAGCACCUUCAGGAUGCUGACUGGGGACACUGGGGUGACACUGGGGUGUGCCUGGCUGAAAGGUUACAGCGUGCUCACCAGCCUGCAGCUUGUCCAGCAGCACAUCGGUUACUGCCCUCAGUUCAACGCCAUCACGGAGCUGCUGACGGGCCGGGAGAACCUGGAGUUCUACAGCCGCCUGCGAGGCAUCUCUGAGCAGGACACCCCCAAGGUGGUUCAGUGGGGCCUCACCAAGCUGGGGCUGGAGCUGCAGGCGGACCAGCUGGUGGGCAAGUACAGCAGGGGCAACAAGCGCAAGCUCUCCACAGCCAUAGCCCUGCUCAGCUCCCCACCCAUCGUCUUCCUGGAUGAGCCCACGACGGGGGUGGACCCUCACGCCCGCCGGUUCCUAUGGGACUGCAUCCUCAGCGUCAUCCGGGACGGCAGGUCCGUGGUUCUCACAUCCCACAGCAUGGAGGAGUGUGAGGCACUGUGCACUCGGAUGGCCAUCAUGGUCAAUGGGCGCUUCCGUUGUCUGGGCAGCAUCCAGCAUCUCAAGACCAGGUUUGGGGAUGGCUACACGGUGCUGGUGCGGGUGGGUCUCCCGCAGGCACAGCGGGUGCACCGGCUGCUGCGGGCGCUGUUCCCCGGCAUCGCCCUGAAGGAGCAGCACGGGGGGGUCCUGCACUACCACCUCCCCUCUCGUGUCACCUCCCUGGCCAGAGUCUUCAGCGUCCUGUCAGACUACCGCAGCCGAUACGACAUCGAGGAUUUCUCCGUGUCCCAAACCACCCUUGAUCAGGUCUUCCUGCGUUUCGCCAGGGAGCAGACUGAGGAGGAACCCCAGGAUGCCAGCACCCCAGAGGACAAAUUCCCAGGGAUGCUCAGACGCUGGAGGAGGUGGAUAACAUUCCUGAAGGGCAACACCUCCAAGAACGUCAUCGUCUGAGCAGGGACACAGUGCCCCGCAGACCCCUCCCAGGCCAUCACUGGGGGUCUUGGGGCUCCGUGGCACCCAGCGGGCACGGGGCUCACUGCUUGCUGUAGAAGAGCAAUGAAAUAAAAUCCUGUUA
Molecule: messenger RNA, 6829 nt
Organism: Calypte anna (Anna's hummingbird)
Lineage: Eukaryota; Metazoa; Chordata; Aves; Apodiformes; Trochilidae
Gene: ABCA7
Product: ATP binding cassette subfamily A member 7
Biological process (GO): lipid transport; transmembrane transport
Cellular component (GO): membrane; intracellular membrane-bounded organelle
Molecular function (GO): lipid carrier activity; ATP hydrolysis activity; ATP binding
Source: RefSeq, a predicted model, not a curated record